Rotaria sordida is the source of this 321-nucleotide messenger RNA. The record is from the annotation of a GenBank genome assembly. NCBI's taxonomy places the organism in Eukaryota, Metazoa, Rotifera, Eurotatoria, Philodinida, Philodinidae.
AUGACGACAAAAUCUACAUGUGAAUUUAAUCGACUUAUGUAUCUUCUUGAUACAAAUAAUAUUGAACAAGCUCGAUUAUUACUUAAACAACAAAAUUUAUUAAUACGAAAUAAUCUUUUUGAUAAAUUUGAUAAUAAUGAUAAUACAUUACUUCAUCGUUAUAUUCUUCGUAAUCAAGAAGAUGCUGUACAUUUAUUAUUAGAAUAUGGUGCAUCAGUUUAUUCAUUAAAUAAAUAUGGAUGGUUACCAAUACAUUUAGCUGCUUAUUAUGGACAAAAUCGAACUAUAGUAAAAUAUCUUCUUGAAUUCGAAAAAAGGUAG